AUGAAGUUCUGUUCCGCUGGUUUGCUAGUUGCCGCUCUGUCUGGCAUUGUUUCAGCAACAUCCAACUCUUUCACCCUUUAUUGCUCAAACACCAUCGUCAAAGACACCUGCGCGUACACCUACACUUUGGUUGAGAAUAAUGGAUACUAUGGUACAUUCUCUGGAACAAUGAAGGUUGCAAGCGGCAUGUUCAAAUGGAAGAGCGAUGAGUUCAGAGUUGGAACUAGUUACUGCGAUUGCUCAAAGAACGUGGCCUUGCAUGCUUGGAACUACGAUUAUAGCUGGUCUUCGACAACCUAUGUUAGACCUGGCGAAUACUCUAUGACCGGAACAGCUAAUUAUUAG
Molecule: messenger RNA, 345 nt
Organism: Linnemannia hyalina
Lineage: Eukaryota; Fungi; Mortierellomycota; Mortierellomycetes; Mortierellales; Mortierellaceae
Source: the annotation of a GenBank genome assembly